AAGGGUAAGAUAUUAAAUUUGGGAUUUUUGGUCCUUUGAAUUUUGGGGAAAGGGGAAAUGGGUAGGGCCUUUGUGUUUGUAAUAUUGGGAGGAGGAGUUGCUGCUGGUUAUGCAGCUCAUGAAUUUGUUAAACGAGGUGUCUCUCAUGGCGAACUAUGCAUCAUCUCUGAAGAACCUGUUGCUCCUUAUGAACGACCGGCAUUAAGCAAGGGUUAUUUACUACCAGAAGAUCCUGCACGUCUGCCUGCUUUUCAUUGUUGUGUUGGUUCAAAUGAGGAAAGGUUGACGCCGAAGUGGUACAAGGAAAACGGAAUUGAGCUGGUCCUUGGAACUCGUGUAAAAUCAGCUGAUGUGAGACGGAAGACAUUGUUGACUGCAACUGGUGAAACCAUAACCUACAAGAUUCUCAUAGUGGCAACUGGUGCUCGGGCUUUGAAGCUUGAAGAGUUUGGAGUGAGUGGCUCAGAUGCUGAGAGUGUAUGUUAUUUACGAGAUUUGGCUGAUGCAAACAGGCUGGUUAAUGUGAUGCAAUCCAGCGGUGGUGGCAAUGCUGUUGUAAUUGGUGGUGGCUACAUAGGAAUGGAAUGUGCUGCUUCUUUGGUGAUCGGCAAAAUCAAUGUCACCAUGGUCUUUCCAGAAGCACACUGCAUGGCCCGCCUAUUUACUCCUAAAAUUGCAAGUUUCUACGAAGAAUUUUACCGGUCAAAAGGAGUUAAGUUUGUGAAAGGAACGGUCUUGACAUCAUUUGAUUUUGACUCCAAUGAUAAGAUGACUGCAGUGAAUCUGAGAGAUGGAACCAAACUACCAGCCGACAUGGUCAUAGUAGGCAUUGGAAUUCGACCAAAUACCAGCCUCUUUGAAGGGCAGCUUACUCUUGAGAAAGGAGGGAUAAAAGUCAAUGGCCAAAUGCAGUCAAGCAACAGCUCAGUCUAUGCUGUUGGGGAUGUUGCAACUUUUCCUGUUAAAAUUUUCGGUGAAACACGGAGACUUGAACACGUUGAUUCUGCAAGGAAGUCAGCAAGGCAUGCAGUUGCUGCAAUCAUGGAACCAGAGAAAACAACGGAGUUUGACUACUUGCCAUUCUUCUACUCCAGAGUCUUCACACUCUCUUGGCAGUUCUAUGGUGACAGUACUGGUGAUGUAGUCCAUUUUGGGGAUUUCUUGGGGAAUAGCUUUGGUGCUUACUGGGUGAACAAAGGUCACGUCGUUGGGUCUUUUCUGGAGGGUGGAACCAAAGAGGAGUACCAGGCUAUUGCAAAGAUCACAAGGCUCAAACCAGCAAUUGAGGACUUGUCUGAUCUCGAAACACAGGGUUUAGGAUUUGCAUUGACAUUGAGUGAUAAACCAGAGCCAUCGGAAGCUGUUGUUGUCAGCAGUGGUUCGGGUUCCACUCUUGCAACAGAGAAACCUUUACAUGUUUGGCAUGCAACAGCUGGAGUCAUUUUGGCUGCUUCAAUUGCUGCCUUUGCAUACUGGUAUGGUAGGAGGCGUAGAAGGUGGUAAAUGUCUUGUUCAAGAAGCAUUUCCCCACGGAAGAUUUUUACACGUCGAUUCCUGCUGUGUUGUAUGAUUUUAGCUUAGAGAAUUUGAAAUACUCGGCCUGAAAAUGGCUUCAAUCUUACAAACAUGUAUUCUGUCUUUACAGUAUAUAUCAAUACACAUUAUCCUCAA
Messenger RNA from Solanum verrucosum, 1671 nucleotides. RefSeq names its product monodehydroascorbate reductase 4, peroxisomal. Gene Ontology annotation, cellular component: cytoplasm. The coding region runs from base 58 to 1503 and encodes 481 amino acids. The transcript is spliced from 7 exons. Gene Ontology annotation, molecular function: flavin adenine dinucleotide binding; oxidoreductase activity, acting on NAD(P)H. The record is from RefSeq and is a predicted model, not a curated record. Lineage: Eukaryota; Viridiplantae; Streptophyta; Magnoliopsida; Solanales; Solanaceae.